Messenger RNA from Dothidotthia symphoricarpi CBS 119687, 4502 nucleotides. Its product is annotated as leptomycin B resistance protein pmd1. Gene Ontology annotation, cellular component: membrane. Gene Ontology annotation, molecular function: ATP hydrolysis activity; ATP binding; ABC-type transporter activity. The record is from RefSeq and is a predicted model, not a curated record. The coding region runs from base 221 to 4216 and encodes 1331 amino acids. Gene Ontology annotation, biological process: transmembrane transport. The transcript has 6 exons. Lineage: Eukaryota; Fungi; Ascomycota; Dothideomycetes; Pleosporales; Dothidotthiaceae.
CUUUGACAUGUCGCCUCUCGCUCUGAUGAUCGCAGGAUCGUGCCGAGGCGCAUACUUAGUCAUGAUCUCCGAAGUCUUGCCUUGCCAUGUCGCGUCGCGACUCGAACGCGAAACGUCAUGACGGAGACCUUCGUGGCUUCUGCUGCUCUCGGUUCAUCGCACCUGUGCUGUCACUCCCUUUUUCUUAUUCAUUUGCGAAUCAAAGACUGGUGAUUCCGCUAUGCAGUCGUCCAAACCGCACGUGUUGGCUCGCAGGCCGCUUCCUGAUGCGGAUGAACCCGAAGCUCAAGAACUUCUCGAUUCCGACGACAAUGAUAUAGACGAUCAGAAUUCUAUUCGCCCCAGUUCACAAUGGAACAGACAUAUCGAGCCUUCUCUCGCUACUGUUCAACCUCAGGCUUGGCAAGGCACAACGGCCAUCCGUCAAAACUUCAUCAGACAAAUCCUAGGUCUCAAUCCGUUCAAAACGUCGUACUUCGCACUUUACAGGCCUUUGGAUGAUGUCGGAUCGAGAACUAUCUUGGUGUUGGGCAUCCUCCUAGCCAUGGCCGCAGGUAUUCCAAUCCCAAUGAUAGGCCUGAUUUUGGGCAGAAUCAUCAACAAUUUCCCGCCACCUCAGGACGAGCUUAGGACCUUGCUUGGAUACUUGAUGACAGUGGCAGCCUUUUAUUUUGUCGUGACUUGGGGCUGGGCUGUGUGUUGGGCUGUGAUAGGUGAACGAGUGUCCCGAAAAACGCGAGAAAACCUUCUUCAUCGCGCUCUAGGCAUGGAUAUGGCCUAUUUUGACACCGUCUCGCCCGACAUGACCAGUAUUCUCACGGAAAAAACACAGACAAUACAACUUGGGACUUCUGAAAAGGCAGGCAUCUUCAUCACCAGCAUCUCUUAUUUCAUUGCUGCAUUUACAGUGGGGUUCAGUUUGAAUGUCAAUCUCACACUUGUAAUGCUCGUCACUGUCAUACCAUCAAUGGCUUGCAUUUCAAUCUACGGAAACAAAAUGAUCUCACAGCUAUCACGGCAGGCCGCGGUAUAUACUGAGAAAGCUGCUUCUGUGAGUGAGAGUGCAAUCAGAGCUGUACAGAUCGUUCAAGCUUUUGGACUGUCAGAUCAACUCGGCGAAGAGCAUGUCAACCAUCUUCGAAGCGCUUUGAGGAUUGGGAUAAAGAAAGGCACAGCCGGAGCUCUUAUGCUUGGCGCUGUGUAUUUUGUAGCCUAUGCGGCGAAUGCUUUGGCCUUUUGGUACGGCGAUCGUUUACGCAGUGGAAGUGCAGAAGCAGGUACUAUAUACGCCACUGUUUUUCUGAUCCUAGACGCAGCGUUUGUCAUGGGCUCUUUCGGGCCACACAUACAGACGUUCGCUCUGGCUGCGGCCGCUGGACAAUCCGUUACCGGGAUCCUAGAUCAUCCACGCUCUGACAUUGACGUUUAUUCUGCGAAAGGGAAGCAGGUCAGUGGACGGCUUUUUGAAGAAGACAUUGUGUUUUCUUCAGUGUCUUUUGUCUAUCCAGCACGACCGGCCGCCAGGAUUCUUGACAGCAUCAAUCUGCGAUUUGCGCCUGGAAAGGUCACUGGAUUGGUGGGUCCAUCUGGAUCUGGGAAGUCCACAGUCACUUCAUUGCUUUUGCGACUCUACGAUCCAUCCUUUGGAACCAUCAAGCUUGGCCAAAGUGACCUAAAGGCCUUCAAUAUUUCCAGUCUACGUUCCCACGUGGCCCUAGUCACGCAAAAUCCGGUGCUCUUCACGGGAACCAUUCUUGAAAACAUUAGGCAUGGAUUACCACAGGACGAAGUUCUAUCUGAGGAUGAAGUGUUUGAAAGAUGUGUUGCCGCCGCUUCUGAAGCUCACUGUGAUUUUUUGGACCGUCUGCCCGAUGGUUUGCAUACUCAAAUUGGCUCUGGUCCCCAUUCUCGACUUUCAGGGGGACAAAAGCAACGCAUUACACUUGCGCGGGCAUUAGUAGGAAACCCUUCGCUGCUCUUGCUAGAUGAAUUCACUUCAGCUCUAGAUCCUACGUCUGAGUCUAUCAUACUGGAGAACUUGAAGCGUUCUUCAGCAGCAUUCGGCCGGAUGACAAUCAUCAUUGCGCAUCGACUCGCAACAGUCAGGUUUGCUGACCACAUUAUUGUGAUGAAAGAUGGUGCUGUCGCAGAAGAGGGACAACAUGAUAUCCUUAUAAGAGCCAACGGUGUCUACGCUGAGUUGACACGAGCUCAGCAAUUCGACAAAAGCCAACGUCCAACUGCUAUAUCCACCAAGUCCAGUGCUUUGUCUUUAUACAAAGAGAAUACCAUUUCUCAAGAGGUUUCGAGUUCCGAAGUAUCUCUGCUCCCGAAAGAGACGCGCGACAUGGGCGCUCCUGAGUUGAUUGCAAGGUGUCUUGCAUUGAGUCGAGACGAAGCCCCGGCUAUAGCCGUUGGCCUUGUUUCUUCAGUGUUUAGUGGAGCACUCAUCAUCGGGGAGGCGCUCAUCUUUGGCAAUCUAGUCGAACUCCUCAACGACACCUCGAGAUCUGACGGAUUGACCUCCAACAUCUCAUUCUACUGCCUUAUGUUCUUUGUACUAUCCAUCAUCGCCUUCGUCUCGCACUCGUGCGGCAAGACAGCUUUCGGCAUUGUUUCUGAACGGUUAGUAUUGAGAAUUCGAGACAUAUCGUUCCGUACGAUUCUCAAACAGGAUAUUGCUUGGUUUUCCAAACCUGGUCAUUCUCACCAUGCUCUCAUGGCCAAGAUCAACAUGGACUCUGGCAGUAUCAGUGGACUUUCUGGUGUUAUACUGGGCACAAUUCUCUCCAUCACCACCUCAGUCGUCGGUGGAAUCAUUUUGGCUCACAUCGUAGCCUGGAGGAUUGCCAUCGUUUUGCUCGCAGCCGUACCAGUCAUGGUCCUUGCUGGCUUCCUACGUCUCCGCAUCUUAGCGAUGGCCGAGGAACAUCACCAAACUGCAUACAACGAUGCAGCCUCGCUAGCUUCUGAAGCGACAUCUUCUAUGCAUAUUGUUGCUGCCUUCGGCCUAGAACAACGUAUCCUCGAAAAGUAUCAAGAGGCUAUUCGCAAGCCUUAUGAAGAGCACCUGCGGUCCAGCAUACUCGGAAACAUCAUGUUCGCAUUCUCACUUUCAGUAACGUAUCUGGUUUACUCGCUAGCAUAUUGGUGGGGCUCUAAACAAGUGCGUAACGGGAACUACACUCAGCGAGAUUUCUUCAUCGUUCUUCCUGCGCUUCUCUUCUCAGCUCAAGCUGCUGGUCAGCUUUUCAGUCUGGCGCCAGAAAUAACAAGAGCAAAGGCAGCUGCGCAGAGCGUCUUCUCCUUACAUGAUGAGCGACCGAGUAUCAUUGUGGAAUCAAUAUCGCUUGACUAUUCCAUUAGUGAACCAGCGGCGGACACAGACGCCCUGCUUACAAGCUCAUCUGCUACUUAUGGUACUUUCAAUGGACUGGCAAGUUCUUCAGCCAUUCAGGACAGUCCCAGCAUUAGGGGAGAGCUUGAGUUUCGUGGAGUCAGCCUCCACUACGAGUCUCGUCCAAAUGUUCCUGCUCUGAAUAAUGUCUCUUUUCUCAUCAGACAGGGUGAAUAUGUUGCUUUUGUUGGGCGUUCGGGCGCAGGCAAAUCAAGCACGGUCCACUUGAUUGAAAGGUUCUUCGAUCCGUCGUAUGGACAAGUCUUCUUAGAUGGCCGAGACAUACGUGGAGAAGCCGUACAGAAUCAUCGGGCUCGUCUAGCGCUUGUGGAACAAGAACCGGAUCUCUUUCCUGGAACCGUCAAGUUCAACAUCGGUCUUGGCAAACGGCCAGGCACGGAAGUGAGCGGCGAGGAUAUUGUACGAGUCGCGAAAGAGUGUGAACUGCACGAGUUUAUAAUGAGUCUCCCUGAGGGCUACAACACACAAGUUGGAGCGCACGGAUCGAAACUUUCAGGCGGUCAACGACAAAGGCUCGCCAUAGCAAGGGCACUAAUACGUGAUCCAGAGAUACUGCUCCUUGACGAGGCGACAUCUCAGUUGGAUGCAAACACUGAAAAAGAGAUCCGCAAAGCUAUUGCUGCCGCUUCCAAGGGCCGGACCACUAUCAUGAUUGCUCAUCGAUUGGCCAGCGUCCAGCAUGCAGACCGUAUAUUUGUUUUUGAUGCUGGUCGCAUUGUCGAGCAAGGGAGACACGAUGAACUCGUCUCGAUGGGUGGUGUAUAUGCCGCUAUGGUCGGCGCACAAGAGUUGGACUGAUCGCCUUCUAAUAUUUCCAACCCAGCGUACUUAUGGUUGAUUUCCUGGUUUAUAUUUUGUACUUGUACACAUCUGUUCUUCUGUUUGUUUGUUAGACUCUAGAUCAUCGCCUGUUUACUCCUGCUUGAAAGUUUCCCUUUUAUGUUGCUAGAAAAAGAUUCGUCGAUGGCUUCUUUCAUUUGGUUUAGCAAUAAUGUAUGUACUAAUAAUAGUCUCUUGGGCUCAGUUGUCAACUUUGUGUCAAAAGCGUUCGAUGUAAACCAGCUCUAGCCACCUCGCUGUCUUC